This is a messenger RNA of Pleurotus ostreatus (oyster mushroom), 309 nucleotides long. RefSeq lists its product as uncharacterized. The coding region runs from base 1 to 309 and encodes 102 amino acids. The transcript has a single exon. The record is from RefSeq and is a predicted model, not a curated record. NCBI's taxonomy places the organism in Eukaryota, Fungi, Basidiomycota, Agaricomycetes, Agaricales, Pleurotaceae.
AUGGCACAAUCCUCGCUGCUCGACUCGUUCGACCCCUUCGCCACGCACCCGUUCACCAAUAUUUCUGGUGUCAUCCCCCAGCCGCCUGCACCGUCGCGCUACGCGAUCCCCCAGCGACCCCGCGCGUCCACGUCGCAGACAUCGUCGGCGUCGUCCUCCCCAUCAUCAUCACAGGGCUCGUCACCCACCCUCCAAUCACCACAACCGCGACCAUUCGCUUCGUCGCCCCCUCAGCCUGUCUUUGUGCCAUUCAGGCAGGAGACGUCGUCACCAGACCUGGUGUUGAAGAAGAAGGGGCUCCGAUACUGA